Oikopleura dioica is the source of this 1266-nucleotide messenger RNA. The record is from the annotation of a GenBank genome assembly. NCBI's taxonomy places the organism in Eukaryota, Metazoa, Chordata, Appendicularia, Copelata, Oikopleuridae.
AUGGAGAACAUUGUGUUCGCACGCCCUAAGUCGGAGGAUCAUCAACGAGAGGGAAAGACUUUGUCUCACGCGAACAACGGGCUAGGCGCUCUCUCGGCAAAAAUUAAAAACUGGGAACAGGAAAGCAGUGAGAAACGAGCGCAGCUUGCGAAUUCGCUGCAAAGACGAAGCAAUCAGCUCGGCACUAAUGGACUCGUGGCGAAGCGUGCUCAAGCACUUGACGUUGAGGUGGCUGAAGCGUUAGAGGCAAAACAAAAAGGCAGUUUGGACAAACAAUUACCAAGAUUAGCAAAGCUUAACAACGGUUCAGUGAGAAAAAUGAGGGAACAAAUCCGAUCCGAUAAAAAUGGCUCAGCAAAGAAAAUCGUCAUCAACAUCGGCAACACGAAAAGUGUCUCUCAAAUUGCAGCGCAAAUGCAGCCGGAGUUCUUAAACCCUUACAUAAUGCGGUCACCAACUCUGACGUCGCUGGCGAGUGGGGGAAUAAAAUCCUUAGUCUCCGCGUAUAAAAACGAUACUUCCGACCAAACAACCAAAUUCUCAAGUUAUGUGUCUACUUCUUAUGGUUACUUAGAAUCUGUUACUAAAAAAAGCUUUGAAUCGGACACCAAAGUUAAUGGGACAGCGAUACAUUCUCCGAUUCUAUCUGGACUCUCAGGUAGAAAUCUAUCUUCUCGGUUGGCGAUUUUCUCGAAAAAGCCUGAGGAUGCUAGUGAUGCCUCCACUCAAAAAAGAGUACCGAGCAGAGUUUCAAUUCCAUCUGCUUUUAACACGGACGUUGACGCUGGGGCGAAAAAGAUUUAUCCCAAAUCUCCAACUCUAAAUGAGUUGAUAUCGCGGAGUACUGCUGGCAGCGGGAAUCGGAUCAGGACGUUGGAGAAGAUUUUCAAGGUCCACAAAACAGAGGAUGAAAAAGACGAGUACGUAUCGCCUAGACUCCCGAGUUCUCCAGAUGCUCAGAAAUUUGACAAGAUCGUCAAUAAGGUCAUAAAUGGACCGGCGAAGAAGUCUAAGAGCAGGAAAAAAUCCAAAAGUCGAAAAAAGCGCGUCUCAAAGAAGAAAGUGGAGGUCGGUGCGUCUGCCGCAGAGAGUGCGCCUGGGAAUCCGGUGAAGGCAACCGCAACACGCGCAGGAGUCUUGUUCGAUGGCCACCAGCCAUCAAUCGGAAUUUACGAGACCCGCGAAAGUUUCAUCCUCGACGUUUACCUCGACCCACAAAGGCGUCUUGUCUUUUCUUCUCCUGCUUUUACAGUUAUUAUUUCUUAG